UAAGUUGUCAUUUCCUUGACGGAAGUUCAAAACAAAUGCUAGCUGUUCGGGGAUACAUCUGUCUACUUUCAAUGAGUUUGACGGUGUUUGCAUCCUUGUACUCUCAAAGCUAUUAAUUUGCUUGCGUAUCCAUGGAAACGUCCGAGCCUGGCCCUGCAGAUGGCGAGGAGCACCAGGUGGAAUUGCGACCCCGAACCCGCUCCAACCCUGAAGGUGCGGAGGACCGUCGAAGCAGCACAGGUAGCCUCGGAGGCGGAGGUAAUCCCAGUUUAUCGCAGCCGGCCGUGGGCAGUCGUGUCGAGGGCGAGGGCGAGGCCUCGACCAGCGACAGUCCUCCGUCUUCCACCACCACGACCAUCUCCGCGGUUGGAGCUCAGACUUCUGCCCCUGUUGCUGCCGCUUCUGCCGCCACAGUCGUACAACAUGCUUUGGCCGCUGCUUGCAAGGAGAGGCUCAAGCCCACGCCACAGCAGCCUGCACUGGCAGCCUCUGUUUCCCCAGCAGCUGAGUACCAAAUCCGAAUUCCUCGGGUCAACUGUCCAGAAAAAGUGAUCAUCUGCCUGGACCUUUCUGAAGAGAUGUGUUUACCAAAGCUGGAAUCUUUUAACGGCUCUAAAACAAACGCCUUGAACAUUUCCCAGAAGAUGAUUGAGAUGUUUGUCAGAACGAAGCACAAGAUUGACAAACGGCACGAGUUUGCUCUGGUGGUGGUGAAUGAUGACGCUCUGUGGCUCUCAGGCUUCACUUCAGACCCUCGGGAGCUGUGCAGCUGUCUCUAUGAUCUGGACACCAACAUGUGUGAGACUUUCAACCUGGAAGAUCUUCUCAGUGUCAUUCGUCAGAAGAUUGAGCUGCCAUCGAUGGAGAAUGUUCAGACUGUGCCACCUCCUUACGUGGUGAGGACCGUACUUAUUUACAGCCGUCAUGCUGGGCAGCUCCAGCUCAACCCCUCCGAGGCUGUCAGUAAAAUGCUACAGUCUCCCUAUUUUUUCUUUGAUGUGGUCUACCUCCAUAACGGCGCCGAAGAUCACGGCGAGGAUACAAGCUGGCGGGACAACUACACGUCUUUCUGCAACCUUGACUCCAAGGGCAUGUGCUAUCGCUUUGAGGUUUCUUUAAGUGGCCCUGCCAUCGAGCUGCACAAUUGCAUGGCCAAACUUCUCGCUCACCCUCUGCAGAGGCCUUUCCAGAGUCACGCGUCAUACAGCCUCCUGGAGGGAGAAGAGACGCAGGACAUUGAGGCUACCGUCUAGCAGGGGGGACUUGUUCUGUGGGGAAAUAAACGUACACUGUAAAUGAGUAGACCAGCACCCGGAUUCCAGUUACUUGAUUAUAAUAUCGAAUGCAGAACUGCCAAAUGUUAUGGAUUGCCCGUGUUUUGUUACGGCAAUCACGGAAUUCAGAAUCGUUACGACCGUAACGCAAUUGGCGUUAGAUAUUUUUAAAAUAUCCAGCGUCCAACUUUAGCACCAGUAUGAAGCCGUUCAAGACAUUACAAUAGAAACCAAAAUUUUGUCCAUGCUAAAAUCAUCUCAUACAGUCUAUCAACAAUGGGGUUUUUUUUGUUUGCAAAAUACAGUGCUGAGUUUCAAUUUUGACUUUUGUGAUCUGAUUAAUGUGAUUUUAUAGACUUGCUUUCUUUACAAAAACAGAAUCGGUGAAGGAUAAUUCAUCCAUAAUAGUUAUUUUUAUGCUCUUACAUUAAUACUCUACAAUAACUGUCGCGUAGUGAUGUUCUUAACAAAAUGUAAAAAAUAUUCAGACAAAUUGUUACGGAAGUGAAGUUCUGUAGGUUUUCAGCCGUGCUAAUGUAUUGACAAAAUCUCAGUCCAUGUAACCGUAACAUUGAAGUAGUGAACUGGAAGAUAAUAGACUCUUGCACACUUUCUGAAAGAUUUCCUCAUUUUACUUGGUCACAUUGUGUACGUUUUGUUGGUUGGUUGAAUAUAUUUUGCUAAAAUAAGAGGAUUGACUUUCGUCUUUUGCCUUACACCAAAUAAGACAAAUGACUCCAUUUGUGUUAUGUAUCCUGUUGUAUUAUUUUUGUCAUUUUAUGUUUAAUUGUUCUGUAAAGCGCUUUUUUUUACAGCUGCAGUUGUUAAGAAAGCGCUAUUUCAAUAAAGAAAUAUUGAUCGUA
Hippocampus comes (tiger tail seahorse) is the source of this 2137-nucleotide messenger RNA. It is a transcript of the gene babam1, whose product is annotated as BRISC and BRCA1 A complex member 1. Gene Ontology annotation, biological process: mitotic G2 DNA damage checkpoint signaling; positive regulation of DNA repair; double-strand break repair. Bases 132 to 1253 code for a protein of 373 amino acids. Gene Ontology annotation, cellular component: BRISC complex; BRCA1-A complex; nuclear body. Lineage: Eukaryota; Metazoa; Chordata; Actinopteri; Syngnathiformes; Syngnathidae. The transcript has 9 exons. The record is from RefSeq and is a predicted model, not a curated record.